GGAGGAGGAGUCGGCGGCGGCGGCUGGGUUGAGGUGCGAAGCGGAGAGCAAGACAGUUGACUCUCGAGGAGCGCUAACGGAUGUCAGUCAGUGUAUAGCUGAAAAUGUCCACUGAGCAGACUUCUUGGACAAGCUUGUCCACUAUUCAGAAGAUAGCCCUGGGCCUCGGCAUCCCAGCCAGUGCAGCAGUUGCCUAUAUCCUAUACCGUAGGUAUAGAGAAAGCAGAGAAGAACGGCUGACGUUUGUUGGAGAGGAUGACAUUGAGAUAGAGAUGCGGGUUCCCCAGGAGGCUGUGAAGCUCAUUAUUGGACGGCAAGGAGCCAACAUUAAACAAUUGCGGAAACAGACAGGUGCUCGGAUUGAUGUGGACACAGAGGAUGUAGGCGAUGAGCGAGUGCUGCUUAUCAGUGGUUUUCCUGUUCAGGUGUGCAAGGCCAAAGCAGCCAUCCAUCAGAUCCUGACAGAGAAUACCCCUGUGUCUGAGCAGCUCUCAGUUCCCCAGAGAUCCGUGGGCAGAAUCAUAGGGAGAGGCGGCGAGACGAUUCGUUCUAUCUGUAAGGCCUCAGGAGCAAAAAUUACCUGUGACAAAGAAUCUGAGGGGACAUUACUACUAUCAAGACUUAUAAAAAUCUCAGGAACACAAAAGGAAGUGGCAGCAGCUAAGCAUUUGAUACUGGAGAAAGUUUCAGAGGAUGAAGAACUUCGAAAGAGAAUUGCCCAUUCUGCAGAAACCAGAGUCCCACGCAAGCAGCCAAUCAGUGUGAGAAGAGAAGAAAUGACAGAGGCAGGAGGAGCUGGAGAACCAGCUUCAUGGAAAAACACCAGUUCUAGCAUGGGGCAGACUGCACCUUUGGAGAUUCCUCCCCACAAAGGAGGUGGUGACAUGGCUGUUGUAGGACCCAAAGAAGGUUCCUGGGAAAAACCUAAUGAUGACAGCUUUCAGAAACCUGGAGCCCAAACCAGUCCAGAGAUGUCCAUGUUUGAAAUCCCCAGUCCUGACUUCAGUUUCCAUGCUGAUGAGUACCUAGAAGUCUACGUUUCUGCCUCUGAACACCCUAACCACUUCUGGAUCCAAAUCAUUGGCUCACGUAGCCUGCAAUUGGAUAAGCUUGUCAAUGAGAUGACCCAGCAUUAUGAGAAUAGCCUGCCUGAAGACUUGACUGUGCAUGUAGGAGAUAUUGUAGCUGCACCUUUAUCUGCAAAUGAUUCCUGGUAUCGAGCCCGGGUCCUUGGCACGUUGGAGAAUGGAAAUUUAGACCUCUACUUUGUUGACUUUGGAGAUAAUGGAGAUUGCCCACUGAAGGAGCUCAGGGCUCUCAGGAGUGACUUUCUAAGCCUUCCAUUUCAAGCAAUUGAAUGUAGUUUGGCACGGAUCGCCCCCUCAGGUGUACAAUGGGAAGAGGAAGCUUUAGAUGAAUUUGACAGACUCACUUACUGUGCUGAAUGGAAGCCCCUGGUGGCCAAGAUCUCUAGCUAUGUCCAGACUGGGAUCUCAACUUGGCCAAAGAUCUACUUAUAUGAUAUCAGCAAUGGGAAGAAACUUGAUAUUGGGCUAGAAUUAGUUCGUAAAGGAUAUGCAAUUGAGCUUCCUGAAGACAUGGAAGAAAACAGAACUGUCCCGGACAUGUUGAAGGACAUGGCCACAGAAACAGAUGUCUCUCUUGCCAGCAUGCUUAGUGAGACCAAAGAGAGCCCGGAAGAGCUACCACAUACCCUGUCCUGCCUCAGCUUAUCAGAAGCUGCCUCUAUGUCUGGUGAUGAUAACCUUAAAGAUGACUACUUACUCUGAAGUCCGUGCUUCAGCUGGAGAGCCAUCUGCUUUGCAAUUGGGGGAGAAGAAAAAUCCCUGAAAUACCAGGAAAGAGAGACUCUAACAAAGGAAAAUAAGCUUUUGGCUGCCUCUAUAGAAAGGACAAGAAAAAAAACAGCAGAUUCCCACCUCUGUCCUUCCGAUUGUUCUGGAAGUUCACAAAUACAGAGUCCACACUGGUCUUCUCCUCCACAUACUCCAAUGUUGCUGUCAAACUAGAGGGCCAGAGAGAACAAGUCAACUCAGGGUCUAGAAAAAUUUUUCCGCUUUUGCUGUCCACUUGCCCAGACCAAGAAAUCAAAGUUUUUAAACUAGAUUUGAUAGCUUUUUCUCUGAAGCCAAAGAAUUAUGACUGGACUGAAAUAUAAACCACAGAAAAAGUCUAGGAAGAAAGGCCUAUUAAGACAAGAAGCUGGAAAGCCCUUUUCGUUAUUCUGUUAUUUCUGGAUUCUCAUUUCUAUGUUUCUGAAUCAGUCCUGCAACUUCCCAUAGGCUCUAUUCCCUUGAACACCAAAGGUUCUGGGUCACAUGCUACUUGAUUUGUGUGUCCUACCCAGUUCUUGAAUCAGCCCACUUACUGAUUGUGACACAACAAAAGGAUGGAAUCCCUUCAUCCCUUCCCUCCCCAACUGGCUCAUCCUAGCUGAAUUACCUUUCCCGAUUGCCUUGAUCUAAGGCCCGAGAUGGGAUGUCCAGGAAGAGUCGGUGGUCAGAAAGAAGGCCGUGCCAG
Messenger RNA from Dipodomys ordii (Ord's kangaroo rat), 2541 nucleotides. It is a transcript of the gene Tdrkh, whose product is annotated as tudor and KH domain containing. The transcript has 14 exons. The coding region runs from base 105 to 1790 and encodes 561 amino acids. The record is from RefSeq and is a predicted model, not a curated record. Lineage: Eukaryota; Metazoa; Chordata; Mammalia; Rodentia; Heteromyidae. Gene Ontology annotation, biological process: spermatogenesis. Gene Ontology annotation, molecular function: RNA binding.